CAAAUAAUUUGAGCACAGUGGAAUGACUUUCUACGCUGAUAAACCAGAUUGGAAGGAUAUAACUCCCAUUCCGCUGCCGUACAGUGAGAAUGAGCCGGUUGUUCAGAUCAUGUACUCUGAUAGGUUCAAAGAUGUGUACAGCUACAUGGCGGCUAUAAUGCAGAAUAAAGAGUACAGCGAGCGUGCACUGGCCCUCACCACAGACGCUAUAGAGUGUAAUGCUGCUAACUACACAGUCUGGCACUAUAGGCGGGAAAUCCUCAGACAUCUUAAAGUGGAUCUCCAAGACGAAAUGACGUUCACAGAAUCCGUAAUCGACGAUCAACCGAAAAACUACCAGGUGUGGCAUCACAGAAGAUGUAUUAUAGAGAUGAAAGGAGAUCCAUCUGGAGAGCUAGAACUCACUGAAUACACCCUGUCAAGUGACGCUAAGAAUUACCACGCAUGGGAUCACCGACAAUGGGUGCUAUCUCAAUAUAAAAUCUGGGAUAAAGAACUCGAGUAUAUUGACGAAUUGUUAACAAAAGAUUUGAGGAACAACUCAGCUUGGAAUCACCGAUACUUUGUCAUUGAAAAUUCACAAGGGUGGAGUAAAGAAACUGUCAAUAAGGAGCUGGAGUACGCUGGCACUUACAUCAAGAAAGCUCCCAACAACGAGUCCUCCUGGAACUACGCUCGAGGAAUCAUCAAGAAGAACAAGAUGAAAUACUCAGACUUCCCCUCUUUCAAGGAGUUAUGCGGAGGUAUGAACGAGUCCCACAUUCCAUCUCCCUUCCUUCUUAGUACACUAGCUGACAUACAUGUAGAAGAGGGCAACAACACCGCUGCUAGCAACGUAUUCGAAAAGUUAAAAGAUCUGGACAGUAUCAGAGUGAAGUACUGGACUUUCAAGCAAAACCAACUCCCAGUUGGUUCUUAAGAGUCAAGGAACUCGGAGAGAAUCCGUAUUGCUAGGUGUUGUCCCCGUUUGAGUUGUUGAGCUAACAGACGGGCUGUUAUCAUAUUGUAUUAGCUGAUACGUGUUGUAAAGGGUGACAUGUGCAAAGAUGAGAGCGUCUCUAAAUAUUAUAUUUCCUUCUUUUAUUUUGUAAAUUUUGUAAUUUGAUAAUAAUUGAUCUCUUGACCAACUUUGUUUGA
This is a messenger RNA of Bolinopsis microptera, 1137 nucleotides long. RefSeq names its product protein farnesyltransferase/geranylgeranyltransferase type-1 subunit alpha-like. The record is from RefSeq and is a predicted model, not a curated record. Gene Ontology annotation, cellular component: protein farnesyltransferase complex; CAAX-protein geranylgeranyltransferase complex; cytoplasm. The coding region runs from base 23 to 919 and encodes 298 amino acids. Gene Ontology annotation, molecular function: protein farnesyltransferase activity; CAAX-protein geranylgeranyltransferase activity. The transcript has 9 exons. Gene Ontology annotation, biological process: protein geranylgeranylation; protein farnesylation. Lineage: Eukaryota; Metazoa; Ctenophora; Tentaculata; Lobata; Bolinopsidae.